CGAAGGUUCCGUUUCCUCUGACUCUGAGGUUCAAGCCGAUGCUGCAGCGAGGAGUCGACCUGCUGACGCUCGACGCCUCCUGGGUAAGCUCCGCCUCCUGGUACUUCCUGAACGUGUUUGGACUCCGGAGCAUGUACGGGCUGAUCCUGGGUCAGGACAACGCUGCCGACCAGUCCCGGGUCAUGCAGGACCAGAUGACCGGCGCUGCCAUGGCGAUGCCCCCCGACCCAAACAAAGCCUUCAAGAGCGAGUGGGAGGCGCUGGAGGUUGUGAACCACAAGUGGGCUCUGGAGAACGUGGAGGAGAACCUGAUGAGCCGAGACCUGAACUUUGGACCCCCCUCCACCCCCGCCUCGUCCUAGAACACUGUGGGUCCAUGGAGGGUUCUGGAUCAGCUCUCGUGGGACAGAACAGAAACCCAUAGAUGUGACGGACACUUCGGUUCUGAUUAUUUAUUUUUCUAACAGCAGUUGUUGGGCCCGUUCUGUGCAAAGGUUCUGAUCCGGUCCUCUUGGUCCAGAGGAGUUUUCACUCAAUGUAUAAAAACACGAGUUCUGGAUCAAAACC
Messenger RNA from Nematolebias whitei (Rio pearlfish), 567 nucleotides. RefSeq names its product ER membrane protein complex subunit 3-like. The record is from RefSeq and is a predicted model, not a curated record. The transcript has 4 exons. Gene Ontology annotation, cellular component: EMC complex; membrane. Gene Ontology annotation, biological process: protein folding in endoplasmic reticulum. The annotation marks the transcript as partial. Lineage: Eukaryota; Metazoa; Chordata; Actinopteri; Cyprinodontiformes; Rivulidae.